Sapajus apella (tufted capuchin) is the source of this 4167-nucleotide messenger RNA. It is a transcript of the gene SLC25A26, whose product is annotated as solute carrier family 25 member 26. The transcript is spliced from 8 exons. Gene Ontology annotation, molecular function: S-adenosyl-L-methionine transmembrane transporter activity. Gene Ontology annotation, biological process: transmembrane transport. The coding region runs from base 348 to 1073 and encodes 241 amino acids. The record is from RefSeq and is a predicted model, not a curated record. Gene Ontology annotation, cellular component: mitochondrial inner membrane. Lineage: Eukaryota; Metazoa; Chordata; Mammalia; Primates; Cebidae.
AUCACUUCGGCCUCAUUCUAGGGUUGUCCUCUCCUGGAUCUCAGCCGAGGAUCAUUUGCUCGCGAGAGUUCCUCCGUCUAGCUGCUCACAAGGCUGCUGCAGGAAACUAAGGUAAGAAAAUUGCCGAAACUUAGCUCGACCACGCUCCCUGAGGCCCCGCCCCUCCUCUCUGGCCUUCCUCUUGGCACCCCUCCCCAGCGUCGCACGUGCAGUUGUUGUGCUUCUACGUCACGUGUUCCCGGAAGUGCAAGACAGGCCCGCCUCAAAGAUGGCGACGCCCAGCGCACGAGGACGCUGUCCGUCUCUGGUUUGACUUGGGUGGUAGUCUUGACGAGGUCCGCGGUACCAUGGAUCGGCCAGGAUUCAUGGCCUCGCUGGUGGCUGGUGGGAUAGCAGGUGUUUCUGUUGACUUGAUAUUAUUUCCUCUGGAUACCAUUAAAACCAGGCUGCAGAGUCCUCAAGGAUUUCACAAGGCUGGUGGUUUUCAUGGAAUAUAUGCUGGUGUUCCUUCUGCUGCUAUUGGAUCCUUCCCUAAUGCUGCUGCAUUUUUUAUCACCUAUGAAUAUGUGAAGUGGUUUUUGCAUACUGAUUCAUCUUCAUAUUUGACACCUAUGAAACAUAUGUUGGCUGCCUCUGCUGGAGAAGUGGUUGCCUGCCUGAUUCGAGUUCCGUCUGAAGUGGUUAAACAGAGGGCACAGGUAUCUGCUUCUACAAGAACAUUUCAGAUUUUCUCUAACAUCUUAUAUGAAGAGGGUAUCCAAGGGUUGUAUCGAGGCUAUAAAAGCACAGUUUUAAGAGAGCUGGGCUGCCUGUGGAAUGACAGUAAUGGGCCCAUGGCACGUGCGUGCUGUUGGACAUCACCGCCACCAGCACCCACUCCCCGGGCUGUGCCUGGACGUUACUUCAGCUGCUGGGUGGAGUCCACUGAUUCCUUUUUCUUUGGUCCAGUUUCCCUUAUGGGAGUCCUUAAAAUGAUAAUGAAAACUUUGGGCAAUGAUAUGAAUUGUGUGGGUGUUUGUCAGCAUUUUAAAGACCAUAAUAAAGAAGAUAGUAGAGGGCAUCUUACAUGGUAAGAGUCUUAUUUUGUAAGACCUCAAUGUUAUGUGAGUAUGUGCGCACACACAUAAAUAUCUGUACUAGGUUGCAAUGUAAAAUGUAUUUCUUGUUGUGGAUAAUGGUCCAAAAACUUUGAACGCCCUUUUUCAAGUGAAAAUGGUUCAUAAAUGACCAGGCUGUAAAAUAUCUAGGUAGGCAUUAGCUAAUACAAAAAUAAAGGAAUUACUCUCAUAAUUUUAUAGAUUUACUAGGUAUGGAGUGCUCAUACAAAAUGUCUUUCGGAGAAUAUCAUAAAAAUGAUUUAGACCUGGAAAUAAAUUCUGUCCAGAUUAUAUACUAAAGGAUACUAAAUUAAGAAAAAAACAUUACUCUUUAACAGAGUAAAUUAUGGGAUAAUAAGUAGCAAGAAGUAUUUCUUAAAAGUGAUCUGAUUUUAAGGAGGAGUAGUGCUCAUUUAGUACAGGUUUUUGGGUAUCCCGUUUUGUUUGUUUUGCCGUUUCCUAUGCGGUGUGUGGUGAAAAUAGAGUUCUCGGACAGCAUUUCAGGGUAUGAUGUAACAGCUAUCCAAUGAGAAGGUCACAUUCCAUUAACAUAACAGCUCUCCUUUUCAGUGUGUGACAAAAGAACAAUGAAGCCAACAGCUGUCCAGCAAACAAGACUGACUUUAUUAGUGUCUCAAUAACCAGCAUUCACAUAGCUUCUGCACACUCUAACAUCCUUUUGCCCUGCAAAGGAAUGUUUUGAGGCCUAAAGAAGGAAAAAGCAUAGUGUUUGUUUCUUUUCAACAUUAAGGACAUUUGUAAAAUUCUGGCUGGUUAAGAAAUGUCCAGAAUUUUUCAGAGUAAUCAUAGAUGACAAUGCUAUGAUUGAAAAAUUCUCUUUGAGCAAAUGUUAAGAUGCUGCAAUGUUUUUUUUUUUUUUCUGUCAAGUCAGGUUUCUUGAGGAAUACAUAACAUGAUAAAAUUCACCCUUUAUACAUGCACAUUUUUAUGAGUUUCGAUAAAUGUUUAAAACCACCACCAUAACCAAAACAGAGAAUUUCCAUCAACCCAGAAAGUUCCCUCAUGCCAUGUUGUAGUCAUACCCUUCCUGCACCCACAGCCUCUGUGACCCACUUCUGUAGUCUUCUCUUUUCCAGAAUAUCAUAGAAAUAGGUACAGAGUACUAUUAUAUCAUCUUGUGCCUUGCUUCUUUUACUUAAUGUAAUAUUUUGGAGAUUCAUUCAUACUGUUGCUUAUACCAGCAGUUGUUUUCUUCUGUUGCUUUGUAGUAUUCCAUAUGUGUAUGGAUAUGCUACAGUUUACUUAUGUACUAGUUUAUACACUUUUGAGUUGUUUUCCAGUUUUUGAUAAUUAUAAAUAAAGCUGCUAUAAAUACUUGCAUAUAGUAUUGGUAUGGAUAUAGGUUUUUAUUUCUCUAGGUAAGAGGCCAAGAGUAGCAUUCCUGGGCCAUAAAGAAGGUAUAUGCUUAAUUUUAUAAGAAAUUGAACUGUCAAGGUGUUUUCCUAAGUGUUUGUACCAUUUUGCAUUCCCACCAACGGUAUAUGAGAGUUCUAGUUGCUCUACAUCCAUGUCAUUUCUUGUCACUAUCAGAUUAAAUUUUUUUUCAGCCAUUCUAGUACGUGUGAACUGGUAUCUCAUUGGGGUUUUAAUUUGCAGUUCCCUGGUGACUAAAUAACAUAGAGCCUCUUUUCAUAUAAUAGUUUUUAAACAUCUGAAUGUACAAUCACAAUGCUUUUGUAGAAGUAGACAGUUUUUGGAACUUUAGAAAUUUUUAUGUUUACAAUUUUAUCAAUUUAAACUUACUUUUCCAGUCAUGGAGAGUAUAUGAGAAGAUAUCUCCACUGUGUUUAUGUAUAUAUGGAAAUAUUACUAUUUAGGAAAUUUUUUCUCAGCCAAGACCAGCACAUUGCAUACACACAGCACUGCAGGGAGUGAGGGGCUGGAGGUGGUGGCAGCUACGAUUGCCUUAAACUCAACUCUGUCUAAAAUCAAAGUCAUCAUCUUUCUUCUAAAAUCAUGUCUUCCUGCUGUCUCCCAUUUCUAUUAAUCAGUAUUCUGCUGGCCACCUGGUCUCAAGUCUCAGAUUAAAAUUUGAUUCCCUUGUUUCUCUUUCUCCAUGUCACAUUACUCACCAAGUUCAGUUGACUUGACUGUUGGGAUUCUGUGGCCACAUUUUACCUGGUUCUUAGUACCUUAUCCUUGCCCACAUCCUAGUAGGUUCUCUUCUUUCUUAUCCAUUCUACAUUUUGAAUGUAUGUGAUCUUCCUUAAACUUCUCUUUCAGUAACACUCAGGUUCUCAGGAACAUGAAGUUGUUAGCACUCAAGGUUCUCCACACCGUGUCCUUGACUGUUUUUUUCAGUCUCUACCUUGUACUUUGUGUAUGUGUGUGUGUGCGCGCGUGCAUGCAUGCAUGCGUGCGUGCACAGAAUGCUUCCCCUCCAGCCAGAAUAGCCUCCUUACUGCCUCUAAAUAUGUUCCCCCUUCCCUGUUAUCUGACUCCUUUCUGAAACACGUUUCUAACACGUUUCCAAAAGUGAUGCAUCAUUCAAAGCUCAGUUCAGUGUUUGAGCUCCUGCUUGAAGUCUUCUGAUCGAGGCCUCAGAGAUUUGCCCUUAUUUACUGCAGAUUUGUCUGUCACUGACUCGUAUUUAAUCACACGCUCUUUUGUGUUUAAAACAUCUUACAGUGUUCAGAUAAGGCCUUAACCCCUUCCAUUUACUAAUAAAUGACACCUGCUGUCAUGGAGCCUCUGCUGCCUGUCCACUCUGUCUGGACAUUGUUACAUUUCACAAGAAUGCAAAGAUGAAUAAGAAAUGGCUUAAUGCCCUUGAGCUGAGAGUCCGUCAGAGCGGCACACAACUCACUGAUAACUUAAAUGUAGUGUGUCUCUAAUUGCAGAAUACUCAAUUGUCACUACACUACAUCAUUGCCUUUGUUUUUCUUUUUUUAUAAUGCAGAUGCUUACCAAAACAUAUUUUAGAUGAAAAAGGACAAGACACCAGAAAGAGAUGGGGAAGCAAAAACGGUAGAUUAUCAUGUCCAAAGCGUUAGCGAAGAUAAUUUUCCUUGAAGAUUUGUAUUUACUUUAGAACUUUAUGACAGACAAA